Molecule: messenger RNA, 1578 nt
Organism: Penicillium argentinense
Lineage: Eukaryota; Fungi; Ascomycota; Eurotiomycetes; Eurotiales; Aspergillaceae
Product: major facilitator superfamily domain-containing protein
Exons: 7
Coding region: 1-1578 (525 amino acids)
Biological process (GO): transmembrane transport
Molecular function (GO): transmembrane transporter activity
Source: RefSeq, a predicted model, not a curated record
AUGGAGGAUCUAUUUUACCAUGGCUGGGUACGAUUCAUUUACUUUCUUCUCCAGUCAACUUCUAACGACCACAGUCUUCUCAUUGGGCUUUACUUGGUCAAUCUUGAAGUCACCAUUGUGAGCACGUCGCUCAUCAAUAUUACGGACGAUCUAAACGGUUUCCAAAAGACCAGUUGGGUUGUAACAGGGUUCCUGACGACUUAUACCGCAUUUAUGGCCCAGUGGACAAAAAUAAGCAACAUAAUUGGUCGCAAAAGAGCCGUCAUUGCUGCUGAUCUUGCGUUCUUGGCCUUCUCGCUUGGGUGCGGACUAGCUCAAAAUAUGAACCAAUUGAUCAUAUUUCGGUCGCUACAAGGUGCCGGAGGAGCAGGAGUUUACUCAUUAACUAUUCUGUGUGUAUAUGAGGUCGCCCCCAAGUCAAAAAUCCCAUUUUACGGUGCUAUGGUGGCCAUUACUAUUGCCCUCGCAUCAUUGACUGGGCCAAUUUUUGGCGGCCUAUUGGCCGAGCAUUCAGCCUGGAGAUGGGUCUUUUACAUCAAUCUCCCACCCGGAGGAUUGGCAGUAAUGAUGUUGUUCAUUGCAAUGCCUUCGUCAUUUGGUACUGCGACACCACUAUCGAUGCCUUCUUUGCGACCAAGUCUUUGGCUAUUCAAAAGGUUUGAUGCACUGGGUAGCUUUUUGCUACUAAGUGCAUCUCUCCUAUUGGUCACCGUAUUGAAUGAGACCAGCAUCGAAUUUAGUUGGUCGUCCGGAGCCGCCAUUGGCCUCCUCACACUUUCCGGUACUUUGUGGAUUGCCUUUUUUACAUGGGAGUGGUAUAUACCCGACUACAUGCCGGAUAUCGAAGCAAUCUUUCCAAGGCGGUUUGUCUACAACAAAGCAUGGAUGGGGAUGCUAUUGACCAACUUCCUUUGUGGAUGCCCCUGGAAUGUGGUCAUUGUGUACCUUGCUCAAAGAUUUCAGGUGCUCACCAAAUUCUCGACACUUGAAGCUGGUAUUCACAUUAUACCGUACUCCGCCGUCGCAACGGGGGCUACUAUGCUAACUUGUCUGAUAAGCCGAAAGUUCUGCGUGCCUGUAGUUUACUUUGCACUUAUUGGAUCAAUCCUCCACACCGUUGGGAUGUCACUUUUUUCCAUUCUUCCAGAGAACACUUCCUACCCCCCUGAGGGUUAUGGAUAUGAAGCUAUCGCUGGGGCGGGUGUAGGAAUCACAAUCGGCAUCCUGACUUUGGCUGUACCCUAUAUUGUUGAACCCAGAGAUUUAGCUACUGCAACCGGAGCUCUCAAUCAAGCUCGAUUCUUGGGCGGAGCUAUUGGAUUAGCUAUCGCAUCGAAUAUUCUCUAUGGGAAAAUCAAAAGCGAAUUGUCCGACACUUUGUCUCCUGAACAGGUUGACCAAGUGCUGGAAAAAGUGAAUAAUAUAGAUUCCCGACCGCAAGAAGUGCAGAAGGCUGCCGUGGAUGCUUUUGCCAGGAGCUAUACCCGCCAGUUCCAGACUAUGAUUGCCUUUGCUGCUUUGCAGAUUCCGGCGUCAUUGUUGAUUUUCAAACGUGGGCGGCAAUAUGUCGCCGCGUGA